Molecule: messenger RNA, 1491 nt
Organism: Capronia coronata CBS 617.96
Lineage: Eukaryota; Fungi; Ascomycota; Eurotiomycetes; Chaetothyriales; Herpotrichiellaceae
Product: aldehyde dehydrogenase
Exons: 2
Coding region: 1-1491 (496 amino acids)
Molecular function (GO): aldehyde dehydrogenase (NAD+) activity
Source: RefSeq, a predicted model, not a curated record
AUGUCUCUAACCCAGCAGAUUGAGACGCCCAGCGUCACCUACGAGCAACCGCUCGGCUUGUACAUCGAUGGCAAGUGGGUGAAGGGUGUUGAGGGCAAGACCUUCGAGACCAUCAAUCCCACCAACGAGAAGCCCAUCGUCGCAGUCCACGAGGCUGGUCCAGAGGAUGUCGACAUCGCCGUCAAGGCCGCCCGAAAAGCCUUUGAAGGCGUUUGGGCCCAGACCCUCCCCUCUGUCCGAGGCGCAAUGCUGACGAAGCUUGCCGACCUCUUUGACGAACACACCGAUAUCCUCGCUGCCAUCGAGUCGCUCGACAACGGUAAGGCGCUCUCGAUGGCCAAGGUCGAUGUCCAGCUCGCCUCGGGCUGCUUGAGGUAUUAUGGUGGAUGGGCAGACAAGAUCCACGGCAAGACCAUCGACACCGACCCCGAGACCUUCAACUACACACGGCAUGAGCCCGUCGGUGUCUGCGGUCAGAUCAUUCCCUGGAACUUCCCUCUUCUCAUGUGGUCCUGGAAGAUCGGACCUGCUUUGGCCACCGGUAACACCGUCGUCUUGAAGUCGGCCGAGCAGACCCCUCUGUCAGCCCUAUAUGCCGCCACUCUGUGCGAGAAGGCUGGCUUUCCCCCUGGUGUUGUCAACAUCCUCUCCGGUUUUGGAAAGACCGCCGGGGCGGCGAUUGCUUCUCACAUGGACAUCGACAAAGUUGCUUUCACUGGCUCGACCGUCGUCGGCCGAACCAUUCUUCAAUCCGCGGCCAAGUCGAACCUGAAGAAGGUCACGCUCGAGCUCGGUGGCAAGUCGCCCAACAUUGUCUUCAAUGAUGCCAACCUGGAGGACGCCAUCUCUUGGGUCAACUUUGGUAUUUUCUUCAACCACGGCCAGUGCUGCUGCGCUGGCUCGAGAAUCUAUGUCCAAAGUGGAAUCUACGACAAGUUCGUUGCGGCAUUCCGGGAACGCACAGCAAAGAACGUGGUCGGUGACCCGUUCAAGCAGGACACCUUCCAGGGUCCUCAAGUCAGCAAGCUCCAAUUUGACAGAAUCAUGAGCUACAUCCAGUCCGGCAAGGAAGCUGGUGCCACGGUCGAGACCGGCGGUGAGCGUCACGGCGACGAGGGUUACUUCAUCAAGCCCACCAUCUUCACCAACGUCAGCCCCGAUAUGAAGAUCAUGCAAGAAGAAAUCUUCGGUCCCGUCUGCGCCAUCAGCAAGUUUGAGACCGAGGAUGAAGUCAUCAAGGCCGGCAACGAGAGCACUUACGGUCUUGCCGCUGCCGUCCACACCACCAACCUCAACACUGCCAUCCGCGUUGCCAAUCACCUGAAGGCCGGUACUGUCUGGGUCAACAACUACAACAUGCUCAGCUACCAAGUGCCUUUCGGCGGCUUCAAGGAGUCUGGUAUUGGCCGUGAGCUCGGCAAGUAUGCCCUCAGCAAUUACACCCAGGUCAAGUCGGUCCGUAUCCGACUUGGAAGCGCCCUCUUUGGAUAG